AUGCAGGCCAUGAAGAUGGUGGCCGAGAGGGAGGCUAAGGAACUGGCCAAGGGGGACGAGGAAGAAGACGCCGCCUACACCUCGGCAGAUAUCCAGGACCUACCCCAGCCGCCGUACCAUUUCAGGACUCCGGGCGAGUUCGGCAACGACACGCUUUGCACCGAUCCUGCGUGGCACACAGCUCUUCUCGCCUUUAGGUGGCUCGGGUUGCCCUAUGAGAUCGAGCAUGAAGAUGACGAGGACGAGGCGAUGCUGGAGAUGGGGGACGAGGUCUACGACGACGCCGAGGAGCUCUUGGCGGGACUGCCGGAGAGGGUGCUGCUUUCCGACUUCGUGGAGUCAUUGGAGCCAGAGAAGAACGCCGUCGCAAAGCUGGAGCCGGCGUGGACAACACUGCACUUCAACAAGGCCGGGAAGACUGACCUAGACACGGAUGAGCGGAGACUCAACAACUGCCUCGAGAAGAUUGAGAACAUUCUUUUGAAGCACGGGCCUGCUCGGGGCCCGUUCUUGGAGGGAGACGACCUGACUAUCGGCGAUCUCCGCCUCGCCGUCACCACGUACCACAUGCUGGCGGCCUUUGACAUCGAAAAGCAGUGGACGUUUCCGGAUAAGCUGGUGAAGCUCAAGGCCCACAUGGACCUCUUCCACGGAAUGCAGAUGUUCAACAUGGUCAUGCCUUCCCGUGAAGACUUGGCAAGAAAAUACGCCCUCUAGACACACACGUGGAUCUAACCCUAAGGUAGUCGGCACGCUCGCACACACAUAUACACCUCACGAGAGCAGACGAUGAGAUGGAAGCCGGGAGCAUUGCCCAACACCCUUGAGGACAGUUGUUAGUUUUUGCCCCACCGACCGACCGUGUGUGUGUGUUUGUGUCUUUUUCAGUAGCAUCGACCGUGCUAAUCGGCUGGCCAAUGGUGUGCGUGUGCGUGUCUUUUUCAGUAGCAUCGACCGUGCUAAUCGGCUGGCCAAUGGUGUGUGUGUUUGUGUCUUUUUCAGUAGCAUCGACCGUGCUAACCGGCUGACCAAUGAAGAGAUGUCAGUCAAUCUCAGUGCGACGGACUGCUCUCUUCGUGUUUUUGGGUGUGAAGUUGCCUCUAGGAUGCUCAAACACGUUGCUUGCCCCAUGUUGAGGUGGUUCUGUAUUGGGGGGGGGGGGGCAGGGGCGGCACCCCCCUAGGCAAAGCUAGAUAACUGCUUGACUCUCACUCCUGGUUAGGUUUUGAAUGCACCUCGUUGUGAUUUAGAUAGGGUUAGGCAUGACUGGACCCGCCGUGGAGAACACAUUACGAGAAGGUUGAGGAUUGGAUCACCGUGCCGCACCAGGCGCUUCGGGAGUUUCUACAAUACGCAUAGUACCAGGCUUUACUUACUAUUUCGUUGGCUCAGGCAGCGGACAGGACAAACUGUCCGUGUGUUGAUCAGGGCAAAUGCAUUUGUUGCUCUUGGUGUGGUUUUUGCGCUCGUCAUGGAAUGAAAUUCU
Messenger RNA from Ectocarpus siliculosus, 1486 nucleotides. Lineage: Eukaryota; Phaeophyceae; Ectocarpales; Ectocarpaceae. The record is from the annotation of a GenBank genome assembly.